AUGGCUUCCAAGGUAUUAGCUUUCACUAUCUUGCUGGUCUUUGCAGUAGCGCAAAGCAACCCUGGCUAUGGAAUUCCUGAAGACUACAAGGGAUAUAAGCCAGAAGGGACAGAUUAUGGUAAUAAUUCUGGCUCUGACAAAGGAUCAGAUAAUGGACAGGCACAUCCAGAUCACCCAUUCCACGACAAAGAAAUAGGAGUGCCAGGAGGCGACAAAAAAGAGACGGCCGCUGAGCCAGUCAAUUUAAUUGCUGAAGAUAUUGCACUUGAAUCUCCAGCUGAGGAAACUGUGGAAGAGGCGCAAGUGACUGAAGAAGCAGCCCCAGAGGAAACUUCAGUAGAAGCCACUAUAGAAGAAGCAGCCACCACUGAGGAAGGUGCUGCAGAAGAAGCAGUUUCGGAAGAAUCCAAUGUUUCGACCGAUAAUCAAGAAGCUGUCACCGAGGAAGCUCCUGCUGAGGAGAAUACAACUGAAGAAGCCACCACUGAGGAGGUCACUGAGGAAGCUACCACUGAGGAGCAAGCUGUAGAGGAGGCUGCUGAAGAAACAUCAGAAUCUCAGCCAGAAGAGACUACAGGUGAAGCUACUGAGGAGGCUACUGAAGAGGCAGCUACAAGUGAAGUGACAGAAGAAACAACUGAAGAGGCAGCUACAAGUGAAGUGACAGAAGAAACAACUGAAGAAAGCAGCGAAGAAACUGGUGAAGCUGUUGUAGAUCCUCUGCCAGAAGAAACCACUGAAACAACUGAAGAGGAAUCUGAGCCAACUGAAGAAGCCUCUGAACCAACAGAAGAAACUUCUGAACCAACUGAAGAAACCUCUGAACCAACUGAAGAAACCUCUGAGCCAACUGAAGAAACCACUGAAGAACAAGAAGAAGAGGAUCAGCAAGAUCAGCAAGGCCAAGAAGAACAGGAAGAGCAAGAACAACAAGAACAACAAGAACAGCAAGAGCACCCUUCACAUCCUUAUCACGACCAAGAAGCCAAGAACCAAACUGAGUCAGCAGUAGAAGAAGAGGGUGAAGAAGAAAAAGAACCUCAAGAACACCCUUCACAUCCUUACCACGACCAAGAAGCCAAAAACCAAAACCAAACUGAAUCAGCAGGAGAAGAAGAAGCAGCAGGCGAAGGUAAAGGAGAACAUCCAGAACACCCAUUCCACGACACUGAAGCUGAAAGCAAACAAAAUCAAGAUAAAGACUGGCAAGGAGAAUAUAACCAAAGCGGCGACCAAGCCAACCAAACCUCAGGCAGCUAUGACCAAGGCUCUCAAAAUAAAGACUACCAAAAAUACAACCCUUAUAAAGGAGACUGGAAAGGUGGCUAUCAAGGAGAAGACUGGCAAUGGGGGUGGCAAGGCAAGAAGCCUGAAGAAGGGGAAGAAAAGCCAAAAGGACCUGGAGGAGACUAUCAAGCUGACCAAGGAGCUGAAUACCAAAAAGAUAACCCAGGCAAAGAAUGGACUGAAAGCCAAGCUCCACAAGGCAGCGAAUGGAGCGCUGAUAACGCUGAAGACUGGAAAUACGGCUAUGCUGGUCCAGAGGACGCCAAGGAAGGAAACUAUGGACAAGACCCAGAAAAGUGGCAGUCAGCUGGAGAUUCUUAUAAGCCAGAGCAAACAGCUGCUGUCCAAGCCGACAACAUUGAGAUGAUCUAUACUACCAAAUCAGUUGUAUCUUCCAAGGCUAAGCAGGCUAAUUGGGGAAUGCUUGUUAUUCAGUUUGGAAUUGUAGGAGUAGUAGCAGUAAUUGCUAUCAAAUUCUUUUUGAGCAGAAGAGCCAAGAAGCUUAGAAGCGUUAAAUAUGCAAUCGAUGAAGGAGAAUCAACAGUACCUUAUGCUCCUCUAAUAACUAUUUAA
This is a messenger RNA of Blepharisma stoltei, 1860 nucleotides long. The record is from the annotation of a GenBank genome assembly. NCBI's taxonomy places the organism in Eukaryota, Ciliophora, Heterotrichea, Heterotrichida, Blepharismidae.